Messenger RNA from Porites evermanni, 9712 nucleotides. The record is from the annotation of a GenBank genome assembly. NCBI's taxonomy places the organism in Eukaryota, Metazoa, Cnidaria, Anthozoa, Scleractinia, Poritidae.
AUGGAUACCUCAGACCAAGAUGAUGGUCUCUUAAAGACACUGUUUAAGGAAUCUUUUCAAGGUAAUUGAUAGAUUUUCUUAGGACCUCUUAAAAAGCACUCUUAUUGAUCGUUUGUCUUAGUGACUCUAACAACACCUGAAAACACUCACAGUCAGCCAAAUUAGCCUUUUCCUCUCUUCCAUGUUAUGUAUUUCAGCGUUAGAGGUAAUAAAGAAUUAUGAAAAUAAAUGGUAUGCCGGGCUAUUUGCUAAUUUCUCAAAUCGAUCGAUCACUUUUUGUUUAGUUUUUGUAUGACCAAGGUUUAAUAAAGUAUAGUAGCAACACCACCCGACUAAUCAACAAUUUUGAAAUAGCUCUUUUGGCAUCCUGCUCCAUUUCGGUUGCAAGUGACAAGUAAAGCAUUACCUGAUGGGCAAUUGUUAACAAGUUUGAUUAUUUUCUGCACUUGAUGUUGUCACUGUUACUCCACUUUAAUCACAGAUCUCAUGUUAUUCACUUACUUUGGAUUUAGCAAAAUUUGCCAUAAAAGUACACAAUUUACUGACAAAUUGCUUUAUGGUUUUCAGAGACAUGGAAAGAUAGUCCAGAUUUUGCCUUAUAUUUAGCUGAACUGAGUGCUUCUAGCCUGGAAAAGUUGAGUAAGUCAUACAGGAGACAUGAACUUUGAGUGUACAUGUACAAUAGCAUUUAUGAAACUUAUUUUUGUAAUGAUCAGAACAAACUUUCAACACUCCACUUUUGGAAUUGUCAUUCUAUGGCUCAAAAUUAGUUGUCUAAUGCCAUAUAUCGUACCAUAUAUUCUGUGACAGAAAAGAUCUUUAUAAUUUUGCAGCAAAUUUACUACAAGCUCCACAUGAGGCUUUUCAAAGUAAAAUAACUGUAAAUUGGCAUUUUUACAUCCGUUUUCUUAUCAAGUUAUGUAUAUUAAUGAAACUUUCUUGUGGUUAAUACAAUGUACAAUUGGACUCAAAUUGAGACCAACUGUGCAAAAUCACACCAUUGCAUAAUGCCAAAAGGCCUGCAAUGAUCAUCUAUCUGGCAUCCCUUUUUAUUGAAAAUAAAAUAAGCAACCUUCCUUGAUAAAUCAAUAAAGAAAUAGUCAUCAUGAUCUUCAAUGCUAUGCAACAAAAAGUCUUGAAACUUUCAAUUCCUGUCCAAGGUCCCUCAAACUCUUUGUUUAGGCUCCUCACAUUGCUUGUAAUUGCACAAUUUUUAUUGAGCAAAUGCCAAUCAGAGCAGGGACCAUUUCUUCAUUUGAUUGUGUAAUUAUUUUGUAGGCAGAGAACCAGAGAGACUAGCUGAGGAAAAGGCACAGAUUUUAGAACAAACUGAGCACUUAGCCUUUCAUAAUUACAAGACAUUCAUCAAAACUGCAGAGUGCUCUAAAGAGAUCUUUCAUGAUGUAAGUACUCAAUAGUACAAUAAAUAGCAAAAUCAUGCUGCCCUUUUUUGGAUGUAAUUAAAGAUUGAAUUAAAUAAUUAUUACUUUGUACAUGUAUGCAGGUAAAAAAUAGUGCUUUAUGCACAUUUUGGUCAGGUUUUUCUUAUCCAAGGAAUUUUUGCAAUUUUUCUGGAUGUGAGCAUCUGAAAAAAGCAACAUGGUUUUGGGCUCACAAAACUUUGAUUUUUUAAAUCCUAUUUAUAUAUUUAUUUAUUUAUUCAUGUAUUGUUAAUCUCCACUUGUUCCAAUCUUUUGAUCUUUUUAUCUCAUUAGAACCUUUUAUUUUAAAGUAAACAGUCAGCUUCCUUGUUUGCAAAAUACAUGACAAAUUUUAUUCUAAAAAGUUUGUUUCAGUGGAAAGUCAUGUUGAGUCACUUUUGGACAAGCUACCAAGAUUUUCUGAAANAACCAGAGAGACUAGCUGAGGAAAAGGCACAGAUUUUAGAACAAACUGAGCACUUAGCCUUUCAUAAUUACAAGACAUUCAUCAAAACUGCAGAGUGCUCUAAAGAGAUCUUUCAUGAUGUAAGUACUCAAUAGUACAAUAAAUAGCAAAAUCAUGCUGCCCUUUUUUGGAUGUAAUUAAAGAUUGAAUUAAAUAAUUAUUACUUUGUACAUGUAUGCAGGUAAAAAAUAGUGCUUUAUGCACAUUUUGGUCAGGUUUUUCUUAUCCAAGGAAUUUUUGCAAUUUUUCUGGAUGUGAGCAUCUGAAAAAAGCAACAUGGUUUUGGGCUCACAAAACUUUGAUUUUUUAAAUCCUAUUUAUAUAUUUAUUUAUUUAUUCAUGUAUUGUUAAUCUCCACUUGUUCCAAUCUUUUGAUCUUUUUAUCUCAUUAGAACCUUUUAUUUUAAAGUAAACAGUCAGCUUCCUUGUUUGCAAAAUACAUGACAAAUUUUAUUCUAAAAAGUUUGUUUCAGUGGAAAGUCAUGUUGAGUCACUUUUGGACAAGCUACCAAGAUUUUCUGAAACAUGCAGCAAUUUCAUGAAGGCUGCACAAGAAAUAAAUAGCAGGUAUAAUCAAGCUGCUUUACAUGUGUCUGCCUUACUUUAGUUCCUACAAAGUCUGUUCAUUCAUUCAUCAUACUUCAAAAUGUAACAAAACUUGAUGGCAACUGUGGUUCAAGUUAAUACAUUUCAGUCACAAUGUCAGGCAGUUAGUCCUAUAGAGUCAUUAAUUGAGCCAGUUAUCUAUUUUUUUUAAUUACUCAGGUCAGUCAAUGAGCCAGUUAAUCAGUUAGUUUAGUAAUUCAGGCUGCCUGAGUCAGUUAGUCUGGCAGCCAGUCAGUCCCUCAGUCAGCCAUUCAGUCUGUCAAGUCAGUCAGUGAGUCAGUUAGGUAAGUCAGGUCAGUUAUGUCAAGUCAGUCAGUCUGUCAGUCAGUCAGUCAAUUUGUCAGUCAAGUCAAUUAGUUAGUAAGUUAGUCAGUUUAGUAAGUCAGUCAGCCAUUCAUUUAUAAUCUAGCUUAAUGAACCAGCCUGUUCUUAACAUAUUUAGUGAACAGCAUUUAGAUCAAAAUAUUAUGUGCAAUAUCAAAAUGACAAUUGCUGUUUCACUUCUCUCACUUCUAGCCGCCAUUUAAAUUCUUUAACUUUAGCUCGCCAUACACAGUUGCUGGAGAUUCUGGAAAUUUCACAGGUAUGAAACAAACGUUUUGUAUUCUCAGUAAUCUCGGUCCUUUUUGAGAUGGUCUCAGGUAAUUUACUUUCAUUAUGAAAACCAGGCAAAAGGCACUGGUGAGCCUGAAUAUUACACUAUGCUUGCAAGUGAGCUUCCUGUUUCCAUUGAUCAGAAGCAAGGGUUUUCACCAGUGAACACUUAGGGAAGGAAGCCACUGGGGAAUUUGCUCAGUUUGCUCAUAAGAUCUCUUGCCUCUUGUUUUUGAGUGCCCAAAUAAUAGUAAGCUUGUUUGAAGGAUAAAACAGUGUUCACAUUGGGCACCUGAGCAUGGUCCUGUAGUAUGGUACUUGCUGGGCAUUAAUCCGUUAAGUCCUAAGAGUGAUCAGCAUCGAAAUUCUCCUUGUAAUAUCAAUUCUUUGUAAAUCAGAGUGGUCAUGAGAAUUAGGGACAUGAUCACACAAGGUGAAUUUGCCUGAUAUUUUAACGAUUUCUCCCCACUACUUCUGUAGGAAAUGAAUAGAGGCAUUACAAAGGAGAAUCAAAUAUUGUUCUUAAGGUGUAAAGGGUUAAUGUGAAUAUGCCCUUUUUUUGAAUACCCAAGCUAGAAUUUGACCUCAGCACCAAUGACCAAGUACAAGAAUGAGAUUUUGUUUUUGGACACCAAAGUGAGAACUGGGAUCCUUUGAGAACAUGUUUUGCAUUGGAUCCGAGGCAAACUACUGCUUUGCAUACCCAUGACUCCCUGCUAUGCUUGUGCUCCAAAAUGGAAUCUGACAGGGUGAAAUGGGGCAAAUAUGUACAAAGUGACAUGCCAGAUACCUCUGGUGUGAACUCGACACUUUUUUGUGCUGCUACCCAGUUGCUAGUACUCAGGCACCUGGUGUGAAUAGCCCCUCAUAGUACAGUCCUUUACAUUGGUACCAUCUGUGUAUAGGAUGACAAUAGGGAGAUUUAGAAUCAAUUUUGUGAUGUAUUUUGCCUGUAGAGGCUUUUUUUCAGUACAUGAUGAAAUAAUUAGGAAUGAAUUCUGUUGUUAUUUACAGCUUAUGGAUUCAUGUGUUCGUAAUGGAUACUAUGAGGAAGCCCUGGAACUAUCAUCGUAUGUGCAUCGGCUGGAAAAGAAACUCUCUAACAUCCCAAUCAUUCAAAACAUAGUGGAAGUUGUUCAGUCAUCAACACAGCUAAUGCUGUCUCAGCUUUUGCAACAGCUACGAUCAGCUAUCCAGCUGCCUGCUUGCUUGCGUGUGAUUGGUUACCUCAGACGACUUGACAUGUUUUCUGAAUCUGAGCUCAGGAUUAAGGUAUUUCCGUAAAUCUCAAAUAAAAUGUAGGCAACGUAUAUAAGGUUGUGUAUAAACGUAUAUUUUCUGUAAGAAAUGAACCUCACUCAACUAUUACGUUAAUGUGUGGCUGUCCAUACAUUACUUCUAUUUUGUUUCGUGAGUGAAUUUCAGGUACCUAUGCGCAUAAAUUUUAUGUGGGUAUGCACAUAAAAUAUUUGUGACAGUGAAAAUCCACCCUUGUUUGGAACUACCGGUAAGAUGAAAUUUGGUGCAACCUGGCGGUGAUUUUGGGAAAUUGCAGUUUACUGCAGCAAGUAAUACAUGUACACUACAAAAUGCAUUACACUGGAAAACUGUUUACACACUAAACAAUAACUCUGCCUUUUCUGCUGUACUCCUGGUGUUACACUGGCCCUCUCUCCCUUGAUUCUCCACUCUACAAACAAAUGAAAAGGGAACUGGAGCCAAUAUGCCUCCCGCAAUUGUUUCUGGGAUUGUUACUGGGGACAUGUCUGUCCCAUAAGUCUUUGCGGAACUUAACUCAGUCCAGUUUUCAUCUGGUUUCCAAACUGGUGAUUUCAUACUUCACCUCUCUCAAACGUGUCCCGUAGCAAAGGUAUUCCACUACUUUUCUAUGAUUUUGGGCCACUUACUUUAGAGGACUGUCGUUGCUUCAGAGUCAUAAGUUAAAAAACAAAAAUACAUGAAAAUCUGCUUAUAUGUUGGCUUCUGUCAUGUAAUGUCAGGGACAAUACCAGUGGCAGAUGCAGGGGUGGGCCCUUAUUUUUAGACCAAACUGAGGCCCGAAGGGCUGAGAAAAUGUUUUUUUUGGAGACCGGACCCCUCUUCAGAUCUCAGGGUCUGGAUGAGCAAGCCCCCCCACCCACCCCCCCCCCCCCCCCCNGCCCCCCCCCCCACCCCCCCCCCCCCCCACCCAUCCUUAUCUGAAGGUCUGGAUUCGCCACUAGAUACUGCUACUGCUACUUUCAGGUUAAGGGACAUGGGGGAAGCCUUAAUUGAACCCACAUGGUAAAAGAGACAUAAACUGGAUAUCGCCUUCACAACGUUUUUCUGCAAUUUUAGUAAUGUCAAUAUUAAUGCAAUUUUAUCGUCUUGUAGUUCCUUCAAGCACGCGAUGCUUGGCUUCAGAGUGUUCUGGCCUCAAUUCCAUCAGAUGAUCCUUAUUACCAUAUUACCAAGACCAUCGAGACAAGCCGUGUACAUCUGUUUGAUAUUGUUACGCAAUACAGAGCCAUAUUCUCCGAUGAUGACCCAAUAUUGUCAAUGGAAAACGAGGACAGCCCAAUGUACAGCAACCUUUUUCACUGCUGGGUUGUGCAGAAGGUGCGCUAUAUUGAAUGCCUCUGGUAAAAUGAACCUUCGACUAGGGUGUUUAAGUAGAGAGCGAUUUUCGUAUGACCCUGAAAUAUGGUUUCGGUAACUAAGUGUUUGUCAUUUGCUUUAUCGGCCAAUAGAUGAACAGAUCAAAACAUGGUUCUUUCGUUUUCCCGCCAAAGAAAACCCUAAUAUGGAGAAGGCAUUGUUCGAUUGGCCAAUCGUGUUGCAGUAUGACGUCUAAGCGAAGUACCGUUUGAUUUCUAGAAAGUUCUAGGGCAUGAAGCUUUUUUCACCCUAGCGUUCGCUUAACUAACAAAAAGCCACGCGAGUUUGUAUCCGUUCGAUGACGCAAUCAAAUGGCUCUAUUUCUGUAUGUUUGUUUUUUCUGUUUUGUUCUCGCGUUUUCAUUUCAAGGUCAUACGGAAAUCACUGUAAGAUUGUGAUAGCGAUAUGUAUGAGUCGAGCUGUGUCUAUUGGGCUUAAAGUAAUAAAUGCCAAGUUAGAAGGUACUCGGUUGGAUUACUACAAUAGACACUUGGGACCCAACAAAAAAUGUUUGUUGACUUUUAAGGUCGACCAAGGGGGCAAAGACCAACUGAGGGGAAUAUUCGCGGACGUGUGGCAACUCAACUCUAGCCUGCGACUUCUCUUCUUGUAUCUUUUCCUAUAAUUCAGAAAAGUUUGAUUUCGUGCAACCAUUCACAGUAACAGAACCGCCUGAAAAAAUGCUUAUUUUCCCUUGUGUGACAGUGAACUGUUUGUGGGACAAUUCCUUGCGACCAAAUGAAAGUAAAACAAAUUUUUAUCGGCAUAAAAUGGCUAAAUAAAGUUCUAAGGGCCACUAAAACGAGACGGUCUCUUUUUUCUGCUUCAAGGUGCAACAGUUUUUGAAGACUUUAGAGUAUGACUUGGAGCGUGGAGUUGGUAGUCGACUAGAUUCACUGUUGGGACAAUGUAUGUACUUUGGUCUGUCAUUCAGCCGGGUUGGAGCUGACUUCAGAGGGUUACUUCCUCCACUCUUCCACACGGCUGCAAUGAAAGUAUUCAGUACAGCGGUGCUUGAUGCUACGGAGAGGUGCGUUGUGUUUGCGUGUGUAGAAAGUAGUUGUGAAAAAGAUCCCGAUUUUCCAAGUCUUUGUUUUAGUUUUUUAAGUCUUGUUUUCAUCUUUGGUUAUGUAUACUAUUGGAGCAAUAUGUUCCCGGGAUUGGGCAAUUUUAUCUGCUUUUGCUAUGAAUGUUGAGAAAACUACUUGAAAUCGUUAUUUGCAUGUCCCUCAAAUUUUGAGAUUUGUUGUGGAUGUAAUAUGAUCGAUUUAAUCUCUUUCAAGUGAGUUUCUUUGUUUACUUACUGAUCUUUUUUUCUUUGAAAUUAAAGGUUUAAUGAAACGAUGAAGUCGUAUUCUCCUCAGUCUCUUUCAUCCUCUGUUACGGCCACGAUGCUUUCUACAAUGACAGCGAAGGUAUGUAAUGUCUCACUUCUGCAAGAUUGGGUUUAUGUGGCAUUGUAGAACUCAGCAGAGCUGAUCGCUCUGCACUUGGCCUCAUUUUGAAAGUGAGGGUUUUAUGACCUAUUAGCUGGAUCGUCUCCUUGCAUGUCCCUCCGUAAGGGUAAGCUAAAUUCCGUCAUUGAGAUUGAAAGAUAAGUAGCACUUCGCUGUAAUUCUUCGACCGCCUUUUUAAACAAAUGGAAAAUUUCCUUAUUUAAAUUUGUUGGCUUGUAUCUGUUUACCUCCAGCUAAUCGCUUUGUUAGCUAUACGUCGGUCCCCCUUAAAGUUAAAGCAUCCACCCUUUCUUCUUUUCCUUUAUUAUUGAGUGAACAAAACUAAGUAAGUUAACCGAGGUCACGCCUAAAUUAAACCUAGAUAUUUCAUGUAACUGUCAGUUUUAUCCGUUGUUUUGUAAUUACGUAGUUAUUUAAAACAGUAUUUUUUGUUUUUGUUUUCAGCAAUAUGUGUGCUUUUCUGUUCUGCAAUAUAGCAUUAAAUAAGAUUUUAUGCAAUCCUAUUGGCUGGCUUUGCAAUUUUAGGUACAACCGAACCGGAUUUUUACCGUGGGAGUGCCACAGGCAUCCCACGGAAUAAAGAUAAAAAAUAAAAAAAGUGGGGUGUUUACUUGUUAUUUUGCUUUCCUCAUUAAUUGCUUUUGUUUUUAUUUUCGUAGCCGGAUGAUACAGGAGCAGAUCUCCAUCCUCCCAGCUCUUUGUUACAACAUCCACCCCUUGCGGCCUUCACUAACAGUGUUUUAUCAGCCUUCAAUGAGCUAAGGCAUUGCGCGCCAUUAGCCCUUGUAUCACCUGUCACUGAGGUUCUUCAGUCCUCCUUUGCAUCUGUGAUACACACCACAUGCGCCUUCCACAGGUAAAAUAUGGAGCUUAAGCAAGAGCGUUUUUGAGCGAUGGAUGUCAACCGGAAGUGGACUUUUUGCAUCAUUGGGGAGUUGUUUGGUUGAAACUCUCGGAUAAAUCGUCUUUAUAAUAGAAAAGAAAGUCUGAAAUACAAAUUUGUUAGAGUCAAUGCACAUAUAUAGUGAGAAGGCCUCACUUCCGGUUGAUGUGCGUCGCUCAAAAACGUCUUUGCUUAAGCUCUUUAAUGAAUUCUGCAUCUUUUGUGGUAAUUCUUGGUGUUGCAGACGGUUGCAGGCACCAAGUGACGUAAUAUAAAAGAUCGAGAAGACACUGAACAAUACCCACGCCACAACACACAGGCGAACCAACAGUGGUUUGCGCAACACCAAGAAACAUUCGCUUUUUGGCGGAGACCUUUGCCGCUACCAUGAUCAGGGAAAAGAAUUUCUUUCCAAUGUCUCGGAAAAUUUUAGUUCCUGAUGAAGACGGUGAGGAGUCAUGAAAUUAUCCUUUCAGGCUGCCCAAGGAUUUCAUGAAGCCCACAUUAUCGUCCGGACAAAAAUAUUCCGUAGCUGAUUAAAUUUGCUACCCCAUGUUAUGUAAGAAAUGUUCCGAAAAACGUUAAGAGUUAAAAAUGUUGAAUAGGAAUGUUCAUUGGCUAAAAAAAGAAGCGGAAGUUAAUGUUUACGGGUCAAUAAAAAUUGCUUGCAGGUCAAAGGAAGUCAACCAGUAGUUAAGAAAAUUAAUAUUAUCCGUUCAAGUGGGAAGCAAAAAAAGUGCCUCUUUCGAGCUUCGUAUUCCUGAUUUCCCGUUCAUGAUAUUUGUCUAUCUUUCCUGCAGGCUUUUCUGGGAUUGCCUAAAGCUGAGGAGGAAUCCGGGUUAAAAAACUGGUUAUUUUCGUCACCCUGUUCCUAAACUUAUAGAAACCUAGUUCCGGAUCUUGUGUCGCUAACGGUCGAUAAGCACAUCUUUGUUCUCGCGAGCUUACUAUCUUCUGCCUUCAAGCUAUCGCUAGUAAGGUUUGGUUAUCCAUCACUUCUUCCUCUGGCCAGUUGCAUCAUAUACUAUAAGCCAAUCAAAUACAACUGUACAGCUGAUACUAAAUUAUGUUAAAAACGUAGCGUUGACAGUUAACCCUGGGAAAUUUCUUGUAGAGCGGUGUAAUAUAUCUCAUAAUCCUUGUUAAAAUUCCUAUCCUUAUAUUGGUUUACAGAGCAGAAGCGGCCGCCCUCAAUGAAUCUGAAAGAGCUACAUUUGCAAAUUUCUGUCAAGUAUUGGGUAAACAGCUUAUACCGUACAUAAACCGCUGUUUAGAGGCGAUUUUUCCGAGUUCUGCACUGAGUGUCGUACAGGGGGGUCCUACUGCAGCCAGUACGUUGCUAAGACUUGACGUUAAGAGAUUACAUGUACUGUUAGAGCCAGUCAUGCCCCAAGAAUCCACAGAGGAAGAGGAAAAACCUCGUGGAGAACAAAAGGUUAAGAGCCGCCCUAGCAUACCAAAGGAUACCACAGGGGAGACGGGACAGCCUCGUCAAGAGAACGAGGCUGAAAGAGAGAAAGAGAAAGAGCAGAAAAACACUGACCAGGAAAAAGAACAUCUUACAGAGCAAUCUGUGGAGACAGAAUCAUUGAAUGAUGGUGGGGAGAAAGUAUCAGAGUCUGAACAGCAAGAGCCAGAUUUAACUUAG